Molecule: messenger RNA, 6268 nt
Organism: Pygocentrus nattereri (red-bellied piranha)
Lineage: Eukaryota; Metazoa; Chordata; Actinopteri; Characiformes; Serrasalmidae
Gene: sort1a
Product: sortilin 1a
Exons: 20
Coding region: 152-2602 (816 amino acids)
Biological process (GO): endocytosis; vesicle organization; Golgi to endosome transport
Cellular component (GO): Golgi apparatus; membrane
Molecular function (GO): protein binding
Source: RefSeq, a predicted model, not a curated record
UCAGUGUACACAACGGCCGACGUUCCUAGCUUAAGCGAGAUGUCUCGCGGAGCGACCGUUGGAAGCGUCGUUGAGAUGUCCGGUUCUGUCAAACUUUCAGUCAUACGUUUAGAGUAAAUAAUUCCACCUCAUUUUGUUAUUUAACGUAAAUAUGAAAACCGUGUGCUGGUGUGUUACGGUUUUAUUGUCUUCUGUGGCGCUGUGUGUGGAUUUUGAAGACGGAGGGCGGCUCGCUCGGGGGGCGCAGGCGACGUUUGUGAGGAGCCACACAUGGAGAAACGCUCUCGGCUCUAAAGGCUCGCCGCUGCCGCUAACGGGCCACGGGAAGGUGAAAAGGAGCGAAGGGUCCGCUGGAGACUCGUGUGGCUCCCUGCAGGGCUACGAGUCCAGGCUAAAGGACAACACGCAUACUUAUGCCUUUAAUGACCUGAGCGGCUCUGUGUCUCUUGCCUGGGUUGGAGAUGGAACAGGGGUGCUGCUGGUCCUCACCACAUUUCAGGUGCCUUUCUUCAUGAUCCGCUUUGGCCAGUCCAAACUGUACAGAAGCGAAGACUAUGGAAAGUCCUUCCAGGAUGUUACGGACCUCAUCAACAACACCUUCAUCCAGACCGAGUUUGGCAUUGCCAUUGGCCCAGAGAACUCUGGGAAGGUUAUCCUCACAGGUGAUGUGUCUGAAGGGAAGGGCGCACGGAUCUUCCGCUCGCUGGAUUUUGGGAAGAGUUUUAUUCCCUCUGACCUGCCCUUCCAACCGAUAAUGCAGAUUGCUUACAACCCGGAAAACAGCAGCAUACUCACUUCCAUCAGCAUCACAUAUGACCUGUGGCUGUCUACUGAUUUUGGACACAGCUGGAAGAAGAUUCACGACACAGUUUGUUUGGUGAAAUGGGGCAGUGCCGACACUCUGUUCUUCACUUCAAACCCCAAUGGAUCCUGCAGUGACAAGGGUAUGCUGGAACUGAGGAAGACCUCUGACUUUGGCCAAAGCUUUAAGACUAUAGGGAGCAGGAUCUACUCCUUUGGGCUGGGAGGUCGCUUUAUUUUCGCCUCAGUCAUGUCUGCCACGGGUUCGACACGUAUGAUCCACGUGUCAGUGAAUAAGGGUGAGGUGUGGAACAUGGCCCAGCUGCCCACGGUGGGACAUGAGCAGUUUUACUCCAUACUGGCCGCCAAUGACGACAUGGUAUUCAUGCAUGUGGACGAACCUGGAGACUCAGGAAUGGGCACCAUCUACGUGUCGGAUGACCGAGGCAUCGUGUUCUCCAAGUCACUUGAGCGCCAUCUGUACACAUCCACAGGGGGCGACACUGACUUCACAAACGUCACGUCCCUCAGGGGGGUCUAUAUGACCAGUGUACUAGCUCAGGAUGGUUCUGUUCAGACUGUCGUGACGUUCGAUCAGGGGGGGAAAUGGAGACCCCUGCAGAAACCCUGGAAUGGGGAAUGUGACUCUACCACAGGGGAUCCUGACAGGUGUAGUCUCCACAUCCACGCCUCCUACAGCACCUCCAUGAUGCUCAAUGUGCCGAUGCUGCCGCUGACGGAACCCAACGCUGUCGGCCUCGUCCUCGCUCAUGGCAGCGUAGGGAAUGCUGUGUCAGUGUUGUCUCCUGAUGUCUUCGUGUCUGAUGAUGGGGGAUACACGUGGUCACGGGCACUCAAGGGACCCCACCACUAUUCCAUCCUAGACUCGGGAGGACUGCUGGUGGCUGUUGAACACACCCCUGCACAGCCCAUCUAUCAAAUCAAAUUCUCCACAGACGAGGGCCAGUGUUGGCACGUGUUUAACUUCACAGAUGAACCAAUAUACUUUACGGGAUUGGCCUCUGAGCCUGGAGCUCGGUCCAUGAAUGUCAGCCUAUGGGGUUACAGGGAGUCUAUGCUAAGUCAGUACUGGGUGUCCGUCACCAUUGACUUCAAGCAGCUUUUCUCCAGAGACUGUGGUGAGGAGGAUUACGUGCAGUGGCUGGCCCACUCGGAUGACACCAGCGACCCGGCUGACGGCUGCUUGCUGGGAUACAAGGAGAAGUUGCUACGGUUACGGAAAGACUCUGUGUGCUGGAACGGACGUGAUUAUAUAAUCACCAAGCAGCCCACCCCGUGUCCGUGCACACUGGAUGACUUCCAGUGUGACUUUGGAUUCUACCGUGCAGAAAACAGCUCUGAAUGUGUGGAACAACCGGACCUGAAGGGCCACACGCUUGAGUUCUGCCUGCAUGGCCGCAAGGAGCAGCUGCAGACUAGCGGUUACAGGAAGAUCCCAGGGGACCGGUGUGAGGGAGGCACCAUGCCAGAGAGGCGGGUGAUCGACCUAAGCAAAAAGUGUGUCAGUAACCUGCUGAGACCAGAGCUGCUGUCGGAGGCUCAUUCCGGCAGCUCAGCUCCAGUAAUAGCUGUAGUCAUCAUUGUUCUGCUGAUUGGUGCUGUGGCCGGGGUUCUGCUCAUCAAGAAGUAUGUCUGCGGAGGAAGGUUCCUGGUUCACCGCUACUCAGAGAUGCAGAGGCACGUUGAGGCUAAUGGCAUUGAGGGAGUGGAUGACCUGGACGUUACAGAGGCAGGGAAGACGCAUUACAAUGACGACUCUGAUGAGGAUCUCCUGGCCUGAAAUUGAGCAGGAAACUGUCAGGUAGAAUCCUAACUCUUACUAGAGACUAACCGGGAUGCCUACCCUUCCAGUGUCCUGCACCGGCCCCUCUGUGUCAUCAUUAAUUUUACAUUUGUUGCUUCAGUGUUUUUUUUUUUUGUUUUUUUUUUUUUAUUCCCCUCUUCUACUGUCUACAUUCCCUGAGUGGUAGCAGUUAAACCCUGGCCUGCUCAGCUUCCUGCAUAAGUUCACCAAAGCUCUGGGGCAAAAAAAUAAAAACAAAAACUGGACAGCUUUUCCGGAGGACCGGGAAAUGAAAGGAUAGACAUUUCCCAGUGGAUCAGAUCCAGCCACUGGACAGGAGCUCAGAGUUCUUGGCAGUAUUUUUGUCUUGACAGUUUGAUAUAUAUAUAUUUUUUUUUAUGCCUGUUUUGUUUUUUUUUUGUUUUUUUUCCUUCUUCUUGCCGUGUUUCAUCUUCUGCAGGUGUGACACAGAUGACUUGAUGACUUGACUUGGUGGUUGUGGUUGUGGUUUGUGUGCAUUGGAAUCGUCAGUUGUAUAGCAGCAACUUCAGAUUUUCUAGCACCUUUGGCUUCUACUAUAUUCCUUAAGACUCAAGGACUGGAUUUUCAGUCACAAAUUAGUCUUAGUUUCACAAUAAAGGAAUUUUCGAUGGACAAUCUGCAUUAAUAGUCUUUAGUCUGACUUGAUCUGUAUCCAGACAAACAGGCUAUAAACGAUGCUGAUUUAAAUACUAGUGACGGGUACAAAUAAUCAGAUGGUGGUACUUACUAAACUAAAACAGUUACAUGCAAUAAGGAGACCAAAUAAAACAGCUUUUAGCAUUGUGGUCUUACAUUUGGGAGCAUUGUGGUCUUAAAUUUCACUCUUUUUGUUUUAUGACAAUUUAUAUGUUAAACUGAACCUUUUUGAUUGCUUCUCGCCAAAUCAAGCUUUAGUGUAGAGCAAUAACAGUUCCGCUAGCAAAGUAAAAGUACAAGGAACAUUCGCCAAUCGUGCCUUGCUGUUUGUAAAGGCUUAACAGUUUACGGUACUGUGCUGUAGAUGGAAGCGUCUUUCUUAGCCUAGAAAGGAUGCCCUAUUUACCAGUUUAGCUAAAAUCAACUGAUCUGAUGAUGAAACUGUAGUCUUGCUUUAAGAGAGAGAGCAUGUAUAUAUCCUCUUUUAUAGAGUUGUGCUUUUUUAUCUGUUACUUCUCAUUUCUUAGUUCCUUAUCCUAUUAUAAUAGAGCUCUGAAGUCAUGUCAUUCUGUAGUCUGGGUCUUGCUCACAUUAGCAACUCCAGGUCUUAGUAGUUUUACCCAAUGGGGAAAGUCAAUGCUGUUUUCAAAGAUCGCUGGCCUUUCAAUCUGUGAGUGUAAGACUGCUAUUAAUCUUCUGAUUUUAAUCUACACCGAUGAGCCAGAACAACGUACCAACACGCAUGUCGAGGUCUGCGACACAGUCAAGAGUAAGCAAACAGUCGUUGUUGGUGUGAAGACGUAAGCACGGCCAGAUUACUGAGUCACAUUGGUGGGCUUGUGUGGUGACUACCUACCAGCUGUGGUCCGAGGAGGUACAAAGCACAAAUCAGCGACAGGAUGUUGGGGCCUCAAGGCACAUCGACGCACAGUGCAAAUGCAGCAAAGGCUAUUCUGUCUGAUCUACACCAGCAGUUACUGUGGUGUCAGAUUCCAACCACUAGUUAGGACCCCCAAAUCACUUGAUACUACCAGUGCCAAGAGGGCGUAAAGCUAGCACAGGCUUCCACCGAGACCUAUGAAGCCCUGCCAUUAAUGCAUCGUCAUUGAACAUCCUUGGAGGAAAGUGCCAACUGACUAGCAUCAUGAUGAGUGAUGUGGGGAGAGAGGGGGGCCAUUCUACCCACCUAAAGAGAGUAAGGCCAGUUGUUCUCCCUUGGGCUCCCGGCCACGGAGGAUUGUAGCAUCACCAGGGAUUGACUUGGUGUUCUCCCAACGAUAGGGUCAACGCUUAGACGAGAGCCUGCUGCGCUCUGAGUGCCUAUUCUAACCCCUGUCCACCAUCGCAAGCGCAUACAAUGGGCACAUGAACGUCAGUACUGGACGUAGGUGCCUACUUCAAUAAGUCCCAUUUUCUUUUACAUCACUUAGACGGCCGGGUGUGCGCCGUUUAUCUGGGGAAGCGAUGGCACCGGGAUACACUGCAGAAAGAAGACAAGCUGGUGCACAGCGUGUGAUGCUCUGGGCAAUGUUACGCUUGUCCAGGCAGUUAUGUGGACAUCAAUUUGACUAGUGCCACCUACCUAAACAAUGUUGAGGACGAGAUAUCCUCCUUAUACAACACGGCACCUUCAGAGGUCAUUACUUGGCAGCUUGGGGCUGUUUUGAUGGCAGGUAGUCAUGUUUUGGCUCAUCUGUGUAUAAACUCAAAUCUCCAAAGUAACUUUACCACACUUGACACACUUUGCUGAUAUGUUAUGGUGAGUUUGGGAACGUUGUGACGUAGUAGUGGUUAUAGUGGUGUAGCUUAUAUGUAGCAAUAUUUGUAUUUUGACUACUCAGCCUCACAGUUCAGAGAACCCAGAGGAGAAAAAUGUAUGAAGGCCAGAACGCAUCAGCUUUGGAACAUGUUUUCCUACUGGAAGGUGCAACUGUACCAGUUUUUGAAAACGUCGUUCAUUUUUCCCGUAGAAAUCUGCUUCGAUCCAGAGUGAAAUGACGACACAGCUUCAGAGGUCUAUGAGGGACACAGUGCACCCCCAUUGCAGUUCUUCACUGAUGAUCCAGCACACUUAUCGUACUUAAAAUAAGCUGAGGUUUGCUGAGAAAUGGUGCACUGAAAAAAAAGCUCCUGAUGGUAUGAUUGCAGGUUUUGGGAUCAUCAUGUAGUGACCGAAAGAAACGACACACUAAGAUUACAUUACAGUACAGAAUUAACGGGUUAAGGAAAGCAAGACUUCAGUUCCCACAGCCCUACUAUAUUUUUAUUACACAAAGUCUGUUGGGAGAGUAGAUACAUCAUUUAAUUAUGAUCAUGCUAAUAAUAAUAAUAGCAAGAGUUACAUUUUAGGUGAUGACUGUUUAAUGUUAACAUCAUUGAGUGUUAUUGCAGAACAUUCCAAUAAUAAACCUAUAAUUUGCUGGUUAAAUUCAAAAUAUUUGACCUCUUACUUAAGUUUUCAUGGCAAAAACAUGUUAUAAAAGACCAAUUUAAUAAUACAAGGGCUGAAUGCUUCUGAAUUUGACACUUACACUCACUUAGUUUUGCCAGAACGUUUCAGAAAACGUGUUGAACAUGAUGUGAAUACAGUAUAUCUUUAUGCACACCCUUACAAAUACAUACCUCAGGGGCCCUUAUACUCCCGUAAGUUACGUCAAAAUGUGAUGGGGAAACGCUGGAGGGUUUAAGUGGUUGAUUGCUGGAUGUUUUUGGCUUUAAUAAAAGCAGCUCUAAUGCUUUGUAUGACAGUGCAGUGGUACUGGAAUGCGUAAAAGAACAAUCGACAGCAUCCAGCUUUUGAAUGUAAAGGGAGUCGGAGUGAAUAACAACAUUGUUUCCAAUGCUGUAAAUAAAAUGUUAACAGUAAGCUACUGCUGUCCUUAACUACAUUUCAUAUGUUGACGCCGUUUGAGUUGGCAUAUUAAGCGUAGCUGUUUGUCCUCACUUCUCGUUUUUCCAAUCAGAAUAAAGACGUUUUAUCCAGUC